UAAGAAAAUGAGUUGUGAUGUCGUGCAGCAUUUUAAGUUAGUCAACCAGGCGUUAGCAUAGCUCCUCCUCUGCUCAUCAUCUACUACCUUCUCCAACGCCUUCUUCCUCUCUCUCUGUGACCAGAUAAAUUAGUGAUCGGUUGAACCCACUGCUAUUGAAGACCUUUUUUUUGGGUAUGCAAGUCAAGACAGAGACCACAACUCACAAGAGAAAAUACAGCAGCAAACUGGUUCAGUAAUGGCAGAGACUUCAGUGAACAUUGUCAUUGACAAGUUGGUUCCACUGUUAAGGGAAGAAAGGAAUUUGUUGAGAGGCAUCCAUGACGACGUUACAAGUAUAAAAGAUCUCCUAGAGAGCAUGACAUCUUUCCUAAAGGAUGCGGAUGCAAAAGCAGAAAGGGCAAACAUGAGCAGCGGUGUCAAAACUUGGGCGAAGCAAACAAGGGAGAUGGCCACUCACAUAGAAGAUGUCAUUGAUGAAUACCUACGUCACGUAGCACACCGUCGGAACAAACGUGGAUUGAUUGGUUUUAUUCUUAAAACCAAUCACUUUGUUAGAGGGCUAUUUGCACGCCACGAGAUAGCCUCGGAGAUUCAACUUAUCAAAAAACGUGUCCUCCAAAUCCAGCAAACAAGUGUAGCAUAUCGCUUCAAUUCAACAGAGCAAACUUCAUUUAGCUCUUCAAGGAAAGAUAAUAUGUUAUUUGACCCGCGAAUAGCGUCACUAUACACAGAGGAAGCUGAACUCGUUGGUAUUCAGACUUUGAGAGAUAAACUGAUAGGUUGGUCGAUAGGAGGAGAGGUAGCAUCUAGACGCUCGGUCAGUUCAUUGGUUGGCAUGGGAGGUCUGGGAAAGACAACUCUUGCAAAGAAAGUCUACGACAACCAAAGGUUCACAGAAUGGUUUGAUUGGCGCGCUUGGAUCACAGUGUCACAAUCAUACAAGAACGAAGACAUACUCAGAAACAUGAUUGCAGAAUUCCACAGGGUGAGGAAGGAGUCUGUACCAGAGGGAAUUGAAACAAUGGAUUUGAAAUUGUUGAUUGACACUCUGCGAGAAUAUCUCAAGGAAAAGAGAUAUGCAGUCGUUUUUUAUGAUGUGUGGAGCACAAACUUGUGGGAGUGUGUAAAGCUUGGAUUACCCGAUAACAACAAUGGCAGUAGGAUAAUUAUCACAACUUGCAAGAGUGAGGUUGCUGCUUCUUGCAGAGAAGCUUUUUCUGAUCAAGUGUACAACCUUGAACCAUUGUCUCCAGAUAAGGCGUGGGAACUCUUCUGCAAGAAGACAUUCCGAGUUUCCGGGGGAUAUUGUCCACCAGAGUUGAACAAAUUUGCUACUACAAUAGUUAGCAUAUGUUAAGGAUUGCCUCUUGCAAUUGUGGCUAUAAGUGGACUUCUACAAACCAAAGGCGGGGAUGUGUCUCAAUGGAGAAAAUUGCUUGAUAGUCUUAACUCAGAACUGGAGUCUAAUCCUAUUUUGACAAAUAUUACAAAAAUUCUUUCUUUUAGCUAUUAUGAUUUACCAUACCAACUCAGACCUUGCUUCUUAUACUUUGGGAUAUAUCCAGAAAAUCGCACCAUCAAAUGCUCUAGACUGAUUGGGCAAUGGAUCGCUAAAAGGUUUAUAAAGGAGCAGAGAGGGAAAAUAUUGGAAGAUGUUGCGGAAGAAUACUUGACCAAACUUAUCCAAUGAAGCCUAGUUCAAGUGUCACUAGUUGAUGAUUUUAGUGGGAAACUGAGACAAUGUAAAGUCCAUGAUGUCACGCGGGAGGCCGUGAUCCUUUUAAGGACUGAAGAUAUGAGAUUUUCUCAAUUUGUGGAAGAAGAUUCAAGAUUCAACAAAAAUUCCAGGCACCUGUCUGUUUAUAGCAAUGCAUACAAUAUUUUUGGUAGCAUCGAAAACUCUCGUGCCCAUUCCUUGUGUUUUUUCAAUGGCAUAGGUGACCCACAAAAUCCUCUUACUACUUGUAGCAACUUGUACAAAAGAUUCAAGCUGUUGAGAGUACUGGACUUUGAAGAUAGUCUUCUUGACAAUCUUCCUGAGGAAGUUGGAUACAUGUACCACUUGAAGUAUUUGAGCUUGAGGAAUACAAGAGUGAAGAUUCUUCUGAAAUCCAUGGGGAAGCUUGUGAACCUUCAGACUCUAGAUUUGAAGCAUUCCUAGUCCAUCAAUUACCAAUUGAAAUCAAUAAGCUUCCUAAACUUAGAAGUCUUUCAGCAUACACUGAGGACACCAACAAAGAGUGUAGUUUGACUAGACGACGAGCUGUGGUGAUUCAGGAUGGGAUCGAGUGUUGGGGACACCUGCAAAAGCUAUAUGUUGUGGAGGCAACAGAUAGCCUUGUUAAA
Molecule: messenger RNA, 2349 nt
Organism: Prunus avium (sweet cherry)
Lineage: Eukaryota; Viridiplantae; Streptophyta; Magnoliopsida; Rosales; Rosaceae
Source: RefSeq, a predicted model, not a curated record